CUACUCUUGUGGGAAAUGUCUGAAAUAAUCGAAAAUUCGAGAGUGUACAAAAUUUCAAAAAAUGAUAUUAGAUUGUUAAUGCAAAAGAGAGGUGAUGAAUUGUUGAAAAUUCUCCCAAGGAAUGCGUAUGGACUUGAAUCUUAUUUGUAUGAUCUUGCCAAAAACUUAAAUAAAAUUGAUUUGAAAUUGAUUGACAAUAUUUUACAAGUUUUAAAAGAAGCUUGCUCCAAGCCCCCUACGGGGAUGCAGGGAUUGUUAAGAAAAUAUCUAAGAUUAUUGAUGGACUGCGAAUCCUUUUUGUUUGUCUUGAUUCCAAGUGCUAUCGGUAAACUUUUUGAAAAGAAACACAAAGAAAUCAAUUUAAUUUUGUUCUUAAGAAAUUAUAUUUUUAUCUUGCACAAUAUUUUAAAAUAUUAUCCUUGUUCGAAGAUUGUAGAUGAAGCUUUUCCUCGGGUGCAGAAUUAUAUGAAUAGAUUGAACGAAACAAAAUCAGCUCCUGACGAUAUUGCUAAAGAGUUUUCUCAACUUAAAUUGGCUGUCGACAACUAUCAAAAAGAGACCAACUCGAGUGAUGACGAGGCUGAUGCAGAAACGUUCCGCGAACUUUCUGUUGUACCCAAGUACAAUGACAUUGUGAACUGUGAGCUAUCUGAUGUCCCCAUAAAUAUAAUCGACAGACCAUAUAAAAGUGUGAGUCAUUACCUCAGUGUUCAUUUUCGCUUGAUGCGAGAAGAUAUGCUCCGUAAAUUUCGGGAAGUUGUUCAAAUAUGCAUUGAACGUGGUAGUUCACCUCAGAAUCAAGAAGAUUUUAAUCUGUAUCAGAGCGUUUCAAUCGGGUUUCCUCCAAAAUACACAACAAGAGGAAUCAUGUAUGAUAUCCAACUGUCUUCGUCUAAGAAAGUUAACUGGGCUAGCAAACAGAUCCUGACUCCUGGUACUUUAUUGUGUUUUACUGCAGACUCAUUUCGGUCGGUAGUUUUUGCUUCAGUGUCCACUGGUCCCAAAAUGAGCAGCAGUAACGUCAAAGAGGCUCGUUUGACCAUUAAGUUGGAGGACGACACGUUCCUAGAUGAACUCUCCGAUGAAUCUUAUCUGAUAAUAGAGCCCAGUGCCUUUUUUGAAUGCUACAAACAUGUACUGUAUUCAAUAAAAGAUUUUUCCGAAGCAAAUUUUCCGUUAGCCGAUAUUAUUGCAUACCUUGACUUUGAGAACCCUGAGCCAGAGUAUCUGAAGGACUCCGAUUAUGAAUUUUGUCUGCAUGAAUGUUGUGAGAAGGAAACCGAAAACGAUUUGCAUCCCUGCAAAAAUUUCAAUCCUCUCAAAUUCGAUGAUUGGCCAUCUGCUGAGGAGUUGAAACUUGAUGAGCAGCAGUUUGAAGCUUUUCGAGUUGCUCUUACGAAUAAGGUAGCUGUGAUUCAGGGCCCUCCUGGCACAGGCAAAACAUAUAUAGGAGUGAAAAUCGUUAAAGCUCUGUUGGAUUGUGUUCCUUUCAAACCCAUUGUGAUUUGCUGUAUGACGAAUCAUGCGUUGGAUCAGUUCCUGGAACGUAUCCUUCAACAUACCGAAAAAGUGGUCAGAUUAGGGGGUCAAAGUCAGAGUGUCACUCUUCAACCAUAUGUGUUGAGCUCGUAUGAAAUGGCCAUUAGAAAAUAUCGUGAGUGCGAUGGUAAGUACAAAAUUACUGACAAAUUAAUCAAAAAGUCCAUAAGUUUGUUAGAAAAAAUGUGUCCAUUUUUGUUAAAUUCGAAAGCGGAAAGUAAUAAAAGCGAGGAGGAGCAAUUACUUGCACUCCAAAUAAGAGGACUGUGCAGGCAAUUAAAUGAAAACUAUAGUAUUUUCUGUCUAUGUAAGGAAAAAUAUUUAGAUGAAACUGCUUUGAAUCACAUUAUUCCUUCUGAGCAAAAGGAUGAACUUUGUAAAGGAUCUGCUAGUCAUGGAAAAUUAUUGGCUUUAAAAAUGUUAGAAUGGUUGUGCCAGUCCCGUGAUAAAGUUCUUUACGAAGAGUGCAAAAAACGUUUCUCUAAACAGUCGACAAAACAAAAGUCUUCCAAUAAUAGUGCUGAAAACCGGUUAUGGAGUUUAACUUUAACUGAAAGAUUUCGACUGCUUUACAUCUGGAGACAGGAAUGCUUGGAAAUUCUGAAAAAUAAAAUAGCUGAAAACUUAACGCUUUAUCAAGAACUGCUGCGAAAGCGUGGAAGGGAAAAUGGUGAGGACCCAAUAAUUAUGCAAUGUGCUGACGUAAUAGGAGUUACGUCAACUGGUGCUUCAAAAUACAAAGAUUUAAUCAGGCACUGUUACCCGAGGAUUCUUAUUGUGGAGGAAGCUGCAGAAGUAUUGGAAGCACACAUUAUCGCAGCUUUAGUCCCCUCUGUGGAACACAUGAUUCUCAUUGGAGAUCACAAGCAAUUGCGACCUUUGCCUGCCGAUAACGACUUAAGUGAGAAUUAUAAUCUAAAAAUUUCUAUGUUUGAGAGACUGUUUGAAAAUAAAGCCCCUUCAGCAACUUUAGUGUCUCAACACCGGAUGAAACCGUGCAUUGCAGAGCUCUUGGUGCCAGGAAUUUAUGAUGAGCUGAAAAGUUAUGAAAAUGUGUAUGCGUACGAAGACAUUAGAGGUUUUGCAUCUAGCAUGUAUUUUCUCAAUCACAAUGAAUUUGAAGAUACCCACUCAUCUGGGAAAAGUUCUUCGAACAAGUACGAAUGUAGAUUAAUUAUUAGUUUAGCAAAGUAUCUUCUUGCGCAAAGUUAUUCAAAUGAUAAAAUUACGAUUCUGGCGACUUAUGCCGCUCAAGUUGCACUUAUAGGAAAAGAGUUAGAAGCUGAGAAACUUGAAAUUAAGGUCACAACGGUUGAUAAUUAUCAAGGAGAAGAAAAUGAUGUUCUUCUAAUAUCAUUUGUGCGAAGCAAUUUUUCAAUGAUUGGUUUUCUCAAAGAAAGUAACCGGGUGUGCGUCGCACUAUCUCGAGCAAAGUUGGGAAUGUUCUGUGUUGGAAAUUUCAAACUGUUUUCUAGUAAAAGUCCCUUGUGGAGCGGAAUUCUUGAAAAACUUGAAUCAAAUAAUAUGACUGGAGACACUAUCCCUUUGCAGUGCAACCGCCAUAAAAUUCCUAAACAUGUAAGAAGUCCCGAGGAAAUACUUGCUUUUCUAAAUGACGGUUGUCGGGAAAAAUGUAGUUACAAACUUCCUUGUGGACAUGAAUGCGAAGAAUCCUGCCAUUUUUAUGAUCCUGAGCAUUUGAAAUAUUAUUGCAAAAAGCCAUGUGAGAAAUACAUCGACGAAACCAGGAUUUGCCCUCGACUAUGCUUUCAACCAUGUAAGAAAUCGAAAAAAUAUGUUUUUGAACUGCCGUGCGGGCAUGUUUCUUCCGGAAGAGAUGGAAAUAUUUCUGUUGAGAAUAUCAAGUGCAUGGUAGAAGUACAAACACGCUUACCUUGUGAUCAUGUUGCCACUUUGCCCUGUUUUGUUGAUGCAAGUAGGCAUCAAUGUGAAAAAUUAGUUCGGGUUACUCUUUCAUGUGGCCACACAAAGCAAGUGGUUUGUUCGAAAAAAGAUAAUUCCCACCACGUGUGUUUCGAGUCGGAGCAGAAAGCAGGUCCCUGUGGCCACAUCGUUUAUGUGCCUUGUAGCUUGAGUCUACAAGAUUAUGAAAUCGUAGCUUUUUGUGAAAAAAGUUGUGAUACUCUUCUGGAAUGUGGGCAUGAAUGUCUGAGUUACUGCCGGGUUUGUUAUGACACUGAAAUUCAUGGUUUGUGUUCUUUGAAAUGCGAGAAUAAGUUAUCGUGUGGGCAUGACUGCUCUCGUCCUUGCGGAAGUCCGUGUGGUAGUUGUGAAGAAAAAUGCUUUCUGUCAUGCGUGCAUCAGUAUUGUAUCAACAAAUGUUUGCGACCGUGUGUGAAGUGCGAAAAAACAUGUGAUAGGGUAUGUAAACAUGCAAAAUGUGAUAAAUUGUGCUUCCAAGACUGCUCCGUGGAAGCAUGUGUUCAACCAUGUGAUGAAAUUUUACCGUGUGGUCAUGUGUGCUGUGGCCUCUGUGGCGACCCAUGUCCUAACCUCUGUCGGGUUUGUCACAGAAAUGACUUUGAGUCUGGCGAUCCGGAUACGGACAAGUAUGUCAUGCUGCAUGAUUGUCAGCACGUUGUUGAAGUUGAUUCUUUGACGGAACACAUUGGUGAGUCAUUGGAACUGCUUCAAUGGCCCUGUUGUCCAGUUUGCUCGGCAGUCAUAAAAAGAAGCCAGCGGUUUAAAAGUGAUCUGAAUCAAGCCAAAAGAUUUUGUAUCGAAAGCAAUGAUACAGAAAAAGACGUAGAAGAUAUGAAAUAUAAUUUGAUUUCUAUGUAUGGAGAUGAUAACAAUGUUCCCGCUCGCUUCCAAGACAUUCACCAACAAAUCAAUAAGAUUUUUUAUCAAAAAGAGUUAGGUGUAGACGUGGUUUACAUCUUGAGAGUUUGUAUUGAAUGUCUAGGUAAAAUGGUAAAACUCAGUAAGAAAUAUGAUGAUUUGUCAUUGCAUGACAGUGAACUAUUUGAUACUUUGUUCCUAUGGAUUUUUAAGCAUUUGACUAGUGCAAGUUACGAACAACUUACUGCAGUAGAAAAAGCCACUGAAAAGUUGUAUGCCAAAUACUUAAGUGAACAACCGUCACAAACAAACAAAUUUAAGGGUUCCUCAUAACAUUCUCGACUCGUCUUUUCUUAACCGUUUUAUAAUUUUGAAUUGGUUUGGAAAAUACUUAAACUUGUUUAAAUUAUUACUUACUUGUUUUAAUGUGCCAAUUUUAUGUCAUGUUUGAAUUAAAUGAAAAAAAAAAGUUUGUCUUUUUCUAAAUUUCUGUCAUUUGUAUCUAUUAAUAAAUUUUUCCGU
Molecule: messenger RNA, 4863 nt
Organism: Uloborus diversus
Lineage: Eukaryota; Metazoa; Arthropoda; Arachnida; Araneae; Uloboridae
Product: NFX1-type zinc finger-containing protein 1-like
Exons: 1
Coding region: 16-4674 (1552 amino acids)
Biological process (GO): regulatory ncRNA-mediated heterochromatin formation
Cellular component (GO): nuclear RNA-directed RNA polymerase complex
Molecular function (GO): helicase activity
Source: RefSeq, a predicted model, not a curated record